UUAGAUACUAGCUAUUCUGACCCAAGCAUUUAUCGGUUUGCACGUUCAUAAGAGAUAGUUAGCGCCUUAUCACUAGACUAUAGUGAUAAUCGAAGAGGUGGACAUUAUGAUUUUGCAGAAUUAUUAUCUUUGGUGUUCCUAUUAACCGUGUGGGAGCCCAAAGGUUGUGCACCUAUUAGAUGAUCGCGAAGCAAAUUUGUGAAAAAUUUCUUACGAAUCUGUAGAUGUACAAAGGCACGCAAAAGGGCUGACGUGAACAAAACGCUUUAAAGCUCCCACGUUUUCCUUUCCCUCAAGUGCGUCUCUGAAUGGGUAACAUAGAAAACGUCUCCUUUUAUUUUAGAAAGCAUUUACGAUUCCCCCGUGCGAUGGAGGGUACUCUUGAAGAAUGCAUGGAAAUGAAAGUCACGAUUCGGGAGAAAUAUGGCAGAAAGGCGUGUAGGUGAAAGCUUUUUGGCCGCGUAAAUGAUAAAGAAGCUGCUCACUAGGGACUGGAAGGCCUGAAAAUUUCACGGAGGCGGAAGCAAGUUUCUGUCGCUGAAGUUUCAGUGAAAAAGCCACUUGUAAUAGUGAAGGGUAUCUAUACACUGGAUGUUUUAAAAGAAUUGAUGAAUGGAUUAGGACAGUACUGUCAGGGAGGAUCAGUCUCAAGACAUCAUGAAGCAGCGAGUCUUACUGACUCUUGUCAAUUUGAUCACCUCCUAUACAUCUUUUCUAGCGGCUGCUGGUGCGAAAACGUCCACGAGGCAAAGAACGCAAAGCAACAAUCACAGUAACAUAAGCGAACUGCUGGACAAUCUGCUUCGUGGUUAUGAUAACAGCGUUAGACCAGACUUUGGUGGUCCACCGGCUACGGUUGAGGUCGAUAUCAUGGUACGCAGUAUGGGUCCGAUUUCUGAAGUCGACAUGACUUACUCGAUGGAUUGCUACUUUCGGCAAUCAUGGGUGGAUCGACGUUUGGCAUUUCAAGGCGGCAAAGAAACUUUGGCACUGAGCAUAUCUAUGCUUGCGAAAAUCUGGAAACCGGAUACGUACUUUUAUAACGGCAAACAGAGCUACUUACACACGAUAACCAGCCCAAACAAAUUUGUCAGACUCUAUCAAGAUGGCAGAGUACUCUACAGUUCUAGGCUUACAAUCAAAGCAGGAUGUCCGAUGAACCUCGAGAACUUCCCGAUGGAUACACAAAGAUGCCCGCUACAAUUUGGCAGCUUUGGUUACUCGAAGAGGGACGUGAUCUACAAGUGGAACAGCGCGAGACAAGUAGCUAUCGCCGAGGACAUGAAAUUAUCUCAAUUCGAUUUAGUUGCCAAUCCGACUGCCAAUUAUUCUGCGUCCCCAACCAUUUCGCACGCGGAGUACUCGAUGCUACUGGUAUAUUUCCAUCUGCAAAGGCACAUGGGCAAUUUUCUUAUACAAGUAUAUGGACCAUGCGUUUUACUGGUUGUCCUUUCCUGGGUGUCCUUCUGGUUAAACAGAGAAGCUACUGCGGAUCGUGUGUCAUUGGGAAUAACAACGGUGUUAACGAUGACAUUUUUGGGAUUGGAAGCACGAACCGAUCUGCCGAAAGUUCCUUACCCAACAGCUCUAGAUUGCUUCGUUUUUCUCUCGUUUGCUUUUAUUUUUGCCACCAUUAUACAAUUCGCGGUGGUUCACUAUUUCACAAAAUAUGGAUCUGGAGAAUGUUAUUUCAGUUCAGAUCUGAGCGAAAGCGAAACCUCCAGCGAUGAGGAAGAACCAGACACGAAGUCGUUGAAGAAAGAACCGAUACCGCAAACUCAUAGAAGAACUUCAGAAAACCUAGCCGCCAAAGGACAUCCUAGCCGAAAUUUCACAAUGAACGAGGAUGGGAUGAUUGAAGUGAUUCCAUUAUCUGCGAUUCCAGAACCCAUCCGGGAUCCUGGAUUGGGCCACUGGCAAGUGCCAUGCGUCUGUAGUCCCACUCCUUCUCGCCAGCCUCCUCCGAGUGGCAAAACUUCCGGAAGGAAGCGACGCAAGAGAACACCUAGAUAUAAUUCCGUUUCAAAAAUCGAUCGGGCUAGUCGUAUCGUGUUCCCUAUGUUCUUUAUGGCAAUCAACGUGUUCUAUUGGUACGCCUAUCUGUCAAGGAGCGAGCGCAUUAAUUAUUAUAACGUGAACUCGAACGACACGUGAGAAUAGUUACUGUCGAACGAAGCAAAGGCAAUCCUGUUCUUGUCACGAAAACUGGAUGAAAAAUUCGUGUCAUUGGUCGACGAAUCUACGAUACCAUAAGCGAGUGUGUAAGAGUAAUUAUUUCGUUAAUCUCGCGUCAGCAAGAGUGUAAGCUAAAUGAGAGUCUCGGCGAACAAGGUUUAAAAACAAAAAGUAGGUAUUGUUCAUAAGCGUGGCACUUAUACGGUUCAGUUUACUACUCACAUCAAUCUUCAGUUUCUGUAACAUAAAUUUUAAAACCGUACAGUUCCCUCCAUUUUAACUUCAACGAACAAGUACACACUUAAUGGCCCAUUUAUACAAAACAGAAGCGGUUGCGUAUUGUGUCCCCAGUACAUAUCUAUUUCCCUCAUCGGUUCCAAACAGAAGUCAAAUGUGCCUGAUAACGCACAGUGUGCCGAACAAUGAAAAAAAAUCAAAAAUUCAAAGUGUAAGAUCUACACAUCUUUUUGUCUUGAAAUGUUAAUAAUAGAACAUAGUUUGUAAUUUGACUUAUAAAUUUGACUAAACAUAUUAAUUUAUUAUUAAAAUUGUGACGUGAAAUUUACUGCAAUAAUGGGUGCAUUUUUUCA
Osmia bicornis bicornis is the source of this 2765-nucleotide messenger RNA. RefSeq names its product gamma-aminobutyric acid receptor alpha-like (gene Grd). The coding region runs from base 658 to 2154 and encodes 498 amino acids. The record is from RefSeq and is a predicted model, not a curated record. The transcript is spliced from 9 exons. Lineage: Eukaryota; Metazoa; Arthropoda; Insecta; Hymenoptera; Megachilidae. Gene Ontology annotation, cellular component: synapse; membrane; neuron projection. Gene Ontology annotation, biological process: signal transduction; nervous system process; chemical synaptic transmission. Gene Ontology annotation, molecular function: GABA-A receptor activity; neurotransmitter receptor activity; extracellular ligand-gated monoatomic ion channel activity.